Messenger RNA from Juglans microcarpa x Juglans regia, 1893 nucleotides. RefSeq names its product mogroside IE synthase-like. The transcript has 2 exons. Gene Ontology annotation, molecular function: UDP-glycosyltransferase activity. Bases 412 to 1764 code for a protein of 450 amino acids. Lineage: Eukaryota; Viridiplantae; Streptophyta; Magnoliopsida; Fagales; Juglandaceae. The record is from RefSeq and is a predicted model, not a curated record.
UUAUACACUCUAGACUUGGAUAAAUCAUUUUUCAAUUAAUUAGAAGAAAGACUGAUUCAAUAUUAAAGAGGUGUUGCUAUAUUCAAAUCAAGAUCUUGCUGAUCUUUUUGUGCAUAUAUAUCCUAAUCCUUAAGACCAAUUUUCUUUCUUCUGCAAAGCCACCCAACAAAACGAGUCCAAAUCCGCUUUCACUUCCUCCUAUUUAUUGGUUUGGGAAGUGGGAACCAAAUGCAUGCAUCUAAUGCGUGGAAAAACGAUGCUAAUUUGUAUAUAUGUCAUGAUACGUAAUCAGACAAUCUCCAACCUCACCCAUGAAUUAUCUUCUUCAAAUAUCUGACAAUUAUCUCUUUUGACUUCGAAUACUUCAUCAUCUUUUUCCUGCUGCAUCUCCUGAGAGAGAGAGAGAGGUCGAUGGAGAAGGAGAUUCAUAUCCUAGUACUGCCUUACCCCGUGGUAGGUCACAUAAACCCUAUGCUUCAAUUCUCCAAGCGCCUAGCCUCAAAGGGUCCCAAGGUUACUUUGGUCACCACCAUGUCUACUAGCUAUAAAUCCAUGCAAGCCCAUGCCAGAUCCGUAGCCAUCGAGCCCAUCUCCGAUGGCUCCGACGAAGCUAGCUUGGGGAAUUGGGAUCACGAUCGUUUCAAAGCGAUGGUUUCAGAGAGUUUGGCGAAGCUCAUUCAGAAGCUGGGAAAGAGCUCCCAAUACCCACCAAAAUGCCUGGUGUAUGACUCGGUUAUGCCUUGGGCAAUAGACGUGGCCCGACAAUAUGGCCUGGCCGGAGCUGCAUUUUUCACCCAGUCAUGUGCGGUGAAGGCCAUCUAUUAUCAUGCCCAUGUAGGAUCAAUUUUAAGGAUGCCCUUAGAGGGGCCUCCUACAGUAUCUCUGCCCUCGUUGCCAUUGCUAGGGAUCAAUGAUCUACCUUCCUUCCUUUGUGACGCAGGCUCCUACCCAGCUUUUCUCACCCUCGUAUUGAACCAAUUCUCCAAUAUCCAGGAAGCAAAUUGGAUAUUGUGCAACACUUUUGAUAUGUUGGAAGAUGAGGUACUGACUUGGAUGGCAAGCCGAUGGCCUAUUAAAACAAUUGGACCAGCUAUUCCAUCAAUGUACUUGGACAAGAGGUUGGAAGAUGACAGAGAGUACGGCCUCAACCUAUUUAAGCCUGAUGUGGACGCUUGCAUGAAGUGGCUAGAUACCAAGGAAACUGGCUCGGUCAUUUAUGCAUCAUUCGGAAGCUUGGCCGCCCUGGGAGAAGAGCAAAUGGAGGAGCUAGCAUGGGGCCUAAAGAAUAGCAAUUGCUACUUCUUGUGGGUAGUCAGAGAAUCAGAAGAGAAAAAGCUUCCCAGUAAUUUUCUACAGGAAACAGCCGAGAAGGGGCUGGUUGUGAGUUGGAGCCCGCAAUUAGAUGUGCUGGCUCACAGGGCAGCUGGUUGCUUCAUGACUCACUGCGGGUGGAACUCGACACUCGAGGCAUUGAGCUUGGGAGUGCCGCUGGUUGCGAUGCCACAAUGGACGGAUCAAACAACUAAUGCCAAGUUCAUUGUGGAUGUCUGGAAGGUAGGGGUGAGGAUUAAACUGGAUGAAAAAGGCAUUGCUACCAAAGAAGAAAUAGAGAUGCGUAUAAACGAAGUUAUGGAGGGAGAGAGAGGAAAGGAGAUGAAAAAGAACUCAAUGAGAUGGAAGGAAUUGGCUAAAGAGGCAGUAGAUGAAGGUGGAAGUUCAGAUAAAAACAUUGUGGAGUUUGUAGCAAAACUUGCACACUCCUAAUGUUUAUGCAAGUGGUAGCUUAUUGGUGAAAAAAUAAAUAAAAAAGAAGUGUAUGGCCAAUCUUAAGAAUAGUGAUCGAGAAAUGUUCCGACAAGCAAUAAAGGCCACUUCUAAACUUCUAUAUUCAAA